This is a messenger RNA of Ophidiomyces ophidiicola, 1617 nucleotides long. RefSeq lists its product as uncharacterized. The coding region runs from base 1 to 1617 and encodes 538 amino acids. Gene Ontology annotation, biological process: transmembrane transport. The transcript is spliced from 4 exons. Gene Ontology annotation, molecular function: transmembrane transporter activity. The record is from RefSeq and is a predicted model, not a curated record. Lineage: Eukaryota; Fungi; Ascomycota; Eurotiomycetes; Onygenales; Onygenaceae.
AUGGGACAAGAAGAGGCGAAGGUAAUUGAAGGGCCAGAGGGUGGAUCGCUCUCUGACUCUCGCGAUCAAGACCAAAGCAAGGAUGAAUCACCUCGUAAAAUUCACGGUAUAAAGUGGUUCCUAGUAAUCGUUGCGCUGCUUUCCUCUCUCUUUUUGUAUGCGCUCGACAACACUGUUGUUGCAAAUGUACAGCCCAUGGUGGUGACAACAUAUGGCCGCGUAGAUUUACUACCGUGGUUGGCAGUUUCAUUUGCGCUCGCUUCGGCCGCUACAACCCUACCUUGGUCAAAAGCAUAUGGUAGUUUUUCGGCGAAAAAGCUAUAUAUCGGCGGAACGACGGUAUUCAUGGGUGGCUCAGCGCUGUGCGGCGGCGCUCCUGAUAUUCAAUCCUUCAUCAUUGGGCGCGCAAUCGCAGGUGCUGGUGGGUGCGGCAUGUAUUUGGGCCUUCUGACCCUCUUGUCGGUCACAACUACAAACACAGAACGCCCCAAAUACCUUAGUCUCACAGGGUUGAUUUGGGGUAUCGGUACAGUUUUGGGACCCGUGAUAGGUGGAGCAUUCGGGGAGAGUAAAGCAACAUGGCGCUGGGCAUUCUAUCUCAACCUUCUUGUGGGCGCUGUUGUUGGCCCAAUCUAUAUUAUCUUACUCCCCGAUUUCAAACCACAAAAAGGAGUUCCCACAGUGAAGCGCCUGGCCAACCUCGAUUACCUUGGAGCUUUCCUUUCCAUUGGCAUGUUAGUCUGUCUUAUUAUGGCCAUGAAUUUAGGCGGUGUCCUAUGGACCUGGGAUAGUGGAAAGAGCAUAGCGCUUUUCGUUGUGGCUGCUGUCUGCUUGGCACUUUUUAUUGCACAGCAAUACUUUCACAUUGCAACCAACUUCCAAAACCGGAUGUUUCCCAUGCACUUCUGGAAGAACCGUUCUCUAAUAAUCCUCUUCUUCACUAUGAUGCUGGCAACUUUCGGAAGUUUUAUCGGCAUUUACUACCUCCCGAUAUAUUUCCAGUUUACUCGUGGAAUAACCGCAGUGCAAACUUCAGUGAAAUUGCUACCCUUCAUCCUUUUUCUUGUUGCCUUUAACCUCAUAAAUGGCCAAUUCAUGGGAAGAACUGGAUAUUACUACCCGUGGUAUAUUGCGGGCGCAGCAUUGGAACUGAUUGGUGGCGUAUUACUUUAUACCGUGGAUGUAAAAACUUCCGACGCGAAAAUAUAUGGGUACACCAUAAUACUUGGCACGGGCGUUGGCUGUUUCUGCCAGGCAGGUUUUGCAGUCGCACAGAUGAAAGUCAAACCCGACGAAAUCCCCUUCGUCGUUGGGUUCAUGACUGUCGGGCAAAUGCUGGGGAUUGUAUUAGGAACUGGUAUCGCAGGUGCUGUCUUCGUCAACUACUCGGAGCAAGCCCUGGCAAAACUUUUUCCACAUGCAAGCAAGACCGAGAUAUCCAAUGCUAUUGCAGGUGUUGGAAGCAAUCUUAUCAGGUCUGCGGGUACCGAAACGGCCGCCAAAGCUAUUGAAGCUAUCACUCGGGCUAUUCAGCUCGCAUAUAUCCCCAUUAUUGCCGCGGGGGGUAUCUGCCUCAUCUGCAGUGUGUUUAUGAAACGGGAGAAAAUAUUUGUAUAA